Aspergillus sclerotioniger CBS 115572 is the source of this 1887-nucleotide messenger RNA. RefSeq names its product GMC family oxidoreductase. The transcript is spliced from 6 exons. Gene Ontology annotation, biological process: secondary metabolite biosynthetic process. NCBI's taxonomy places the organism in Eukaryota, Fungi, Ascomycota, Eurotiomycetes, Eurotiales, Aspergillaceae. Gene Ontology annotation, molecular function: flavin adenine dinucleotide binding; oxidoreductase activity, acting on CH-OH group of donors. The coding region runs from base 1 to 1887 and encodes 628 amino acids. The record is from RefSeq and is a predicted model, not a curated record.
AUGCUUCCCACCUCAAUACCCUCCCUCUUUCUACUACUCUCAACAACCACAGUCUCUGCCUACCCCCACGCUUUUCCCCAUCUCCAGCACUUCCUAAGCAACGAGCUCCCCCCAGACGACCCCCCACCCCCAACUAACCCAUAUGACUACAUUGUAGUAGGUGGCGGCACGACCGGGCUCCUAGUAGCCAGUCGACUAGCAAAGGCCGGAAACUCAGUAGCCGUUAUAGAAAAAGGCGAAUAUCCUACUGGGAAUCUGACUACAAUCCCGGGGUACAAUGAACAAUGGUUUAGCAAGGAUCCAUCGCCAGACUGGGACAACAUCUUGUGGAAGUGGCCUACAGAGCCGCAGGUGGGAGGAAACCCGCAACAGCAUAUGAUGGGGAAGAUGAUCGGAGGAAGCCAAGGCCUAACCUUUGUCGAUUACUUCCGAACCACCAAAGGCGCGCUCGGAAAAUGGGCCGACCAAGUAGGUGAUGAGUCGUGGAGCUGGGAAAACGUCCAGAAAUACUAUAAACAGUCGUUCAAAUUCACAGGCCCCAACAAUACCGCCAGAGGGUUGAACGCAACGCCGGACUACGACCAAAGUCAGAUCAUCGGUCCUACUCCGGGCCCACUGGAACUUACCUUCCCCAAAUAUGCCCAGGCGUUUAGUAGCUGGGUGAAACUCGGUCUCCGGGAGUUGGGGGUCGCUGUUAAUCGAGUGUUCGUGGAAGGAGAUAUCAAAGGGGUCAGUUGGAUCGCGAAUAUGAUCGAUUCGCAGACCGGUAAUCGCGCCACUACGUACACGGCUUUUCUGGACCCAACGCUGAAUGAUGGCACGUCGAAGAUUGAUGUCUUUGUGGGGACAAUGGCUGAGAAGAUUGUAUUUCUGGAACUUCGGUCCGGCCGGCCGGUUGCGAGGGGGGUUAGUGUGAAACGGAGAGAUGAGGGAUCGUUUACGAUUGCGGCAUCCAAAGAGGUUAUUCUGGCUGGUGGACCUAUCCUCACUCCGCAGCUUCUCAUGGUCUCCGGGGUAGGUCCUCAGGAUCAUCUACGAGAGCAAGGGGUGGAGGUUGUUCUUGAUAAGCCGGGGGUGGGCCAGGACUAUAACGAUCAUAUUCUGCUUGGUGUCACGCGUGCAGUCCAGGUGGAGACAACGUCCAUCCUGCUCAACGAUUCCAGGAGAUGGGAAGAGUGUGAUAAAUUCCAGGCCAACGCAGACGGGAUGCUCGCAGAUCCAGGUGCAGAUUUAGUCGGCUUUGUUGAUUUCCCGUCUGAUAUUCGCAGUUCUCUUUCUGGGACGACUCUAUCUGAUCUAUCCGAAUUCCCCUCCGACUGGCCAGAUAUGUGCGUCGUGUCUUCGCCGCUCGGCGUCAACGAAGAGCCAGAACAUAACUAUGCGGAACUCGUCUGCAUUCCUAUGACGCCCACAUCGAAAGGAACAAUCACACUCAGAUCAAACUCUAUGGAUGACAACCCCGUGCUGGACCCGAAAUGGCUCUCCACGCAGACAGAUCUGGAGGUUGCUGUCGCCGGUCUGCAAUACUUGCUUCGGCUCUACGAUACCAGUGCCAUGUCGCAUAUCUUGGACUGUCCUGCUACCUCGGCCAAUUUGGAGACAGCUAGCUGGAACGAGCUCGCGGAUAUGGUGAAAAGCUCUUAUCGGUCGUUGAAUCAUCAAUCGGCGUCGUGUCGCAUGGGGAAGAAGGAUGAUCCUAUGGCUGUGGUGGAUAGUACGGCUAAGGUGAUUGGGAUUAGUGGAUUGAGGAUUGCUGAUCCAUCUGCCUUUCCUUUCCUGCCUGCGGGCUUUCCGCUGGGUACUGCGUAUAUGUUUGCGGAGAAGAUAGCAGAUAAUAUUCUCGCGGAGAAUGGAGGUGAUGAGGACGAGCAGCGAGGGGAGCUCUAG